Cinclus cinclus is the source of this 618-nucleotide messenger RNA. It is a transcript of the gene TDRP, whose product is annotated as testis development related protein. Gene Ontology annotation, biological process: spermatogenesis. The transcript is spliced from 4 exons. Gene Ontology annotation, cellular component: nucleus; cytosol. The record is from RefSeq and is a predicted model, not a curated record. Lineage: Eukaryota; Metazoa; Chordata; Aves; Passeriformes; Cinclidae. The coding region runs from base 1 to 618 and encodes 205 amino acids.
AUGUGGAAGCUCAACAAGAGCAGCAAAGUUCUGCUGGACGACUCGCCCGAGGAGGAGGAGACGCGUCCCCGCGGGCCGCCGCCCGCCGCCGCCUUCGCGGCCCCUCAGAAUAAAGACCAGUUUCUUCAUGAUGAAGUUUCAUCUUCAAUGUCACAUCUUGCAACAAAGGUUCAAGGUGCAAGUUUCCGGGGUUGGAAGGACGUGACGUCCAUGUUCAAUAAAGAUGAUGAGCAGCAAUUGCUAGCAGGAUGCAAGUCUCCAAAAUCCAAAGGAACAAACCUAAAAUUAAAGGAAGAGAUGAAGUCUGAAAAGAAGCCAGGUUUUUGGGACAGUUUGGUGAUAAAGCAGAAUGUUCCAUCAAGGAAACCAGAUGAGAUUGAGGGAUGGGAACCACCACAGAUUACCACUGCUGACUCUACCAGUGAUGCAGCAACUCCUUUAAGUGACUAUACAGCCUGGUCAGGCUGGGAAGAUGAAACCAAAGGCUCCACAAAAUACACAAACCUGGCCAGCUCAGGAAACAGUUCCAGGUGGAGUAUCAAAUCAGCUGGAAAGCUGGUUAGUAUUAGACGUCAAAGCAAAGGUAACCUUACUGACAACUGGGAAGAACUAGAAUGA